Molecule: messenger RNA, 1084 nt
Organism: Tauraco erythrolophus (red-crested turaco)
Lineage: Eukaryota; Metazoa; Chordata; Aves; Musophagiformes; Musophagidae
Source: RefSeq, a predicted model, not a curated record
GAAUGCUUUAAGGGAAGCUGGGCCACUCACAAGUUACUACACAAGAAAGCAAAAGAUGAAAAAGCUAAGCGUGAAGUUUCCUCUUGGACCCUGGAAGGUGACGUUAACACAAAUCCCUGGUCUGGUUAUCGAUACACUGGUAAACUCAGGCCACACUAUCCACUGACACCAACAAGACCUGUGCCAAGUUAUAUCCAGAGACCGGAUUAUGCUGAUCACCCCCUAGGAAUGUCUGAAUCAGAACAGGCUUUAAAAGGAACUUCUCAAAUAAAAAUACUCUCAUCUGAGGAUAUAGAAGGGAUGCGAGUAGUGUGUAGGCUUGCUAGAGAAGUAUUGGAUGUUGCUGCCAUGAUGGUGAAAGCAGGUGUAACUACUGAAGAAAUCGAUCAUGCUGUCCAUUUAGCUUGUAUUGCAAGGAAUUGCUAUCCUUCCCCUCUGAAUUAUUAUAAUUUCCCGAAGUCAUGUUGUACAUCAGUGAAUGAAGUGAUCUGUCAUGGGAUUCCUGACAGGAGGCCGUUGCAGGAGGGAGACAUUGUUAAUGUGGAUAUUACUGUCUAUCGUAAUGGCUACCAUGGAGAUCUGAAUGAGACGUUUUAUGUUGGAGAAGUUGAUGAGGGUGCAAGGAGACUUGUCCAGACGACUUACGAGUGCCUAAUGCAAGCCAUCGAUGCAGUAAAACCUGGUGUUCGGUACAGAGAACUGGGAAACAUUAUUCAGAAACAUGCUCAAGCAAAUGGAUUUUCAGUAGUUCGGAGUUACUGUGGACAUGGGAUCCAUAAACUUUUCCAUACGGCCCCUAAUGUGCCACAUUAUGCCAAAAAUAAGGCAGUUGGAGUCAUGAAGCCAGGUCAUGUAUUUACAAUUGAACCAAUGAUCUGUGAAGGUGGUUGGCAAGAUGAAACAUGGCCUGAUGGUUGGACUGCGGUAACAAGAGAUGGAAAGCGCUCUGCCCAGUUCGAACACACUCUCCUGGUCACAGAUACAGGCUGUGAGAUCCUGACCCGGCGGCUGGAUAGCAUUCGUCCCCAUUUCAUGUCCCAGUGAUAGUCUGGACUGAGCAGGUGGAUCUGAACAGUACCUGUUG